AUGUUGUUCGCUAUGCUGAUGAGCUAUGUAGAUAAGAAAGUGCUUCUUCAGACGGAUGUUGAAGCAAGGCUGCUAUCAGCGCUUCUUCAAACGACUUCUGAAGCAAGACGUCUACUCGCGCUUUUUCAGAGUGUUGUUGAAGCAAGGCGUCUACUUGCGCUUUUUCAGACUGCUGCUGAAGCAAGGCGUCUGCUCGUACUUCUUCAGACUUCUGUUGAAUCUCCUACCACCACUCAUUGGUCUGCAAUAAAAAGAAUACUCCGCUACCUUCGUCAUACUCCUCAUCAUGGACUUCUCAUUCGUCCAUCAUCUUCUCUCAAUAUAUCUGCCUUAUCUGACUCCGACUGGGCUGGUUGUCCAGACGAUCGUUGCUCCACAACUGACUACUGCAUAUUUCUUGGUGACAAUCUUAUCUUUUGGAAUUCAAAGAAACAACAAGUUGUUGCUCGGUCUAGUAUCGAGUCUGAGUAUCGAGAUCUAGCUCAUGCCACUGCUGAACUCAUCUGGCUCCAAUCCUUGCUACGUUAUGGUCUCUAUUCAUUUGUUACUGGAACUAAUUCUGCCCCUGAAGCCUUUCUCCAAGUCGAGGAUGCUGACGGAUCUAGUGUCCUCACUCCAGAUCCUACUUUUACCAACUAG
This is a messenger RNA of Impatiens glandulifera, 639 nucleotides long. RefSeq lists its product as uncharacterized. Lineage: Eukaryota; Viridiplantae; Streptophyta; Magnoliopsida; Ericales; Balsaminaceae. The record is from RefSeq and is a predicted model, not a curated record. The coding region runs from base 1 to 639 and encodes 212 amino acids. The transcript is spliced from 3 exons.